Vigna radiata var. radiata (mung bean) is the source of this 2415-nucleotide messenger RNA. RefSeq names its product zeaxanthin epoxidase, chloroplastic-like. Lineage: Eukaryota; Viridiplantae; Streptophyta; Magnoliopsida; Fabales; Fabaceae. Gene Ontology annotation, molecular function: FAD binding. The coding region runs from base 72 to 1472 and encodes 466 amino acids. The record is from RefSeq and is a predicted model, not a curated record. The transcript has 7 exons.
AGAUACUGUUUUUGCUUUAGCAAAAGUGAUGAGAAAUUGAACUUUCACUUCUUCCCAUCCAUUACUGAUCAAUGGCUUCUGUGCAAAUCCUGUGUGCAUGCACAUGUAGUAGCCAUGUUCAACACCAGGGUUCAAUCAGAUACAGAUAUGGAUACCCCAGUGAGAAGAUGAAUGAGAGAAGGUGUUCAGUUAGAGUUAAAGGUGGGAAUGGAAUGGUUGUUCCAAGUUCAGAGGAAGAGAAGAGGAAGCUGAGAGUGUUGGUGGCUGGUGGAGGCAUUGGUGGCCUUGUUUUGGCUCUGGCUGCAAAGCACAAAGGGUAUGCAGUGAAGGUGUUUGAGAAGGAUUUAAGUGCUGUUAGAGGUGAAGGUAGGAACAGAGGCCCAAUUCAACUCUUGAGCAAUGCCCUUGCUGUACUGGAAGCCAUCGAUAAGAGUGUUGCAUGGCAGAUAAUGGAGGCUGGCUGUGUCACUGCCAAUAGGACUAAUGGCUUUGCUGAUGGUUUAUCUGGAGAAUGGUUCGGUGAGUUUGAUCUUUUGACUCCUGCUUCAAGGAAGAGGCUUCCUCUUACCCUAGUCAUAUGUAGGAUGACACUGCAAGAUAUAUUAGUCAAUGCAGUUGGUCUAAACAUACUAAGAAACAAAUCUAAAGUUGUGGAUUUUAUUCAGGAACCUAGCAAGGUUAGAGUGAUCCUUGAAAAUGGUGAGCAACAUGAUGGUGAUAUCUUAAUAGGAGCAGAUGGAAUAUGGUCUGAAGUUCGUUCGAAACUCUUUGGGCGCCAAGAAGCAAAUUACUCAGGUUUCACAAGCUAUAGUGGAUUAACAAGUUAUGUACCACCGUAUAUUGAUACAAUUGGGUAUCGAGUGUUCUUGGGCAUGAACCAGUANUUUGUUGCUUCAGAUGUUGGCCAUGGAAAGAUGCAAUGGUAUGCUUUCCAUGCGGAACCCCCAUCAAAUGAUCCUUUCCUAGAAGUUUCAGCAGGUAAGAAGAAGAGGCUUUUGGAUCUCUUUGGUAAUUGGUGCAAUGAAGUGAUUACAUUAAUAUCAGAAACACCAGAGAAUAUGAUUCUGCAGAGGGACAUAUAUGAUAGAGACAUGAUCAACACUUGGGGAAUUGAUAGAGUGACUUUGUUGGGUGAUGCGGCUCAUCCAAUGCAACCAAAUCUUGGUCAAGGGGGUUGCAUGGCAAUAGAGGAAAAUCUCACGAUAAUUUUUUUUUGUGAGAGAGAUGGAAAACGUAGUCAAUGGGAUAAGUGUGCCACAAUUGUCGGAAAAUAUCAAUUACGACAAUUGGUCUUUACAAAUGAAGAUUCUUCUUGGAUUCCAAGAUGUAUGGGACAUAGUGGAGGACGGUACAAUGAACCUGCGAAUGAUGAGCAUCAGGCAGUGAACCAGAUUGCUGCAUUGAAAAAGACACGAGUGAAAGACAGAUCACCUUUGUACUUUUUGUAUAUGAAUCUGGGUUCGAGAAAAUAGCUAAUGCAAAGUCACCAAAAAAAGCAUGGCAAAUUCUGAAGGUGACAUACAAAGGAGAUACCCGCGUGAAACAGGUCCGAGUACAAGCUCUCAAAAGAGAGUUUGAACAUAUGGAGAUGAACGAAAAUGAGGAAGUUGUCGAGUUUAUAGCUUGAGUGCAGAAGGUGGUCAACCAACUGAGAAUGAACUGAGAAGAGAUUCUUCCUAACCAAGUUGCGGAAAAGAUCUUGAGAAAUCUGACGUCGUGAUCACUAUUGAAGAUAUAAAGAAUUUGUCAACUCUCAUUGUGAAGGAGUUAGCUGGGUCAUUAAAAGCUCACGAAUUGAGGAAGAAAAAGAAAAAGAGGAAACCCUACGAUCAAGCAUUACAAGAACAGUUUGACUCGAAUAAAUCUCGAAUUACUCAAAGCCGAGGUCCUGGUAAAAGAGGGCAAGGAGGCCGAGGACGAGUUGGAGAGAUUAGGGAUGUUUACUAUGCUCCGGAGCUUAAGAGCAAUGUUUUAAACAUGGAUAAGAUAAUUGAAAAAGGUAAUUCAGUUUUUAUGAAAAAUCAGGGUAUUGUAUUUAAAGGAUAAGCAUGGUCUUAUAACAACCCAGGUAAAAGCAAAGAAGAACUAGAGCUGAAAAUCUUGGAGAGAAGAUAUUUGAAACAAGAUAUGAUUAGCAAGAGCUUGGAUAACUCCAACUCAAAUUUGAUUGAAAGAAGCAAACCCGGUGUGGUAUGAUGCACAUGGAAAACCGACUUAAGGAAAGAAGAAUUUAAGUUUAUGGGAGAGUUUGUUGGGAUAAACUUAAAUUUUAGGGUUUUAUUAAUAAUUUUUUUUAAAUAUUAUUUUAUUAGUUUUUGGAUCUAUUAAUAUUUAGUUAGAUUUUGAUUGAGAUAAAUUAGGGAUACGUAGUUAUGAUUUUCGGUUUAUCUAGGAACAAUAUUAUUUUAUGACAGA